ACCGAGGCGCGGCGUUUGGGGGGCUCUUGCGGCAGUUCGCGUAGGGAGGCGAAGGCGCGGGGACGAUCGCAGCGCCCAGGCGGCGGCCGAGGAAGUUUGAGCCGAGGAGCCCGGUCGGAGGCGACUCGCUCUUGGGAAGAGGCAGGCGAGCGAGGUGGGGGCGAUCGCCGCUUGGCUCGCCCCACCAUCUUUGCGUAGGGGAAGGGGAAGGCGAACGGCCGGGAGGGGGGGAGCGAAACGAAGUCCCUGCUCAGCUGUGCCGCAAGCUCCCGCGCCUCCAAGCCCAUGAGCCCUUUCAGGCCGGAGUGAAGAAGGAAGGAAGGAAGGAAGGAAGGGGCGCUUACUUCAGAGGCUCCCCGCUGUUGCGCCGAUGCCCGUCUGGUCUGUUUCGUUGUAGGCGUCGAGCUGCAGGGGCGGAAGGAGAAACGAGCGGAGCGAAAACGGAAUCUGGGGACGAAGGCGAAUAUGGGUCAGCCGGUGCCUCCAACUCUUUUCCUCGUGCUGGUGGGGCUCCUGGGGGAGUCGCUCGGUGGCUUCCCAAACACCAUCAGUAUAGGGGGACUUUUCAUGAGGAACACGGUCCAGGAGCACAGUGCGUUCCGAUUUGCUGUACAGUUAUACAACACAAACCAAAAUUUUACAGAAAAACCUUUCCACUUGAACUAUCAUGUUGACCACCUGGAUUCCUCCAACAGUUUUUCAGUGACAAAUGCAUUCUGUUCACAGUUUUCCAGGGGAGUCUAUGCCAUCUUUGGAUUCUAUGACCAGAUGUCGAUGAACACACUGACAUCUUUUUGUGGGGCACUGCACACGUCUUUCAUCACUCCCAGUUUCCCAACUGACGCCGAUGUACAGUUUGUCAUUCAAAUGCGCCCUGCCCUGAAAGGAGCCAUCUUGAGUCUUCUGACUUAUUACAACUGGGAGAAGUUUGUGUACCUCUAUGACACAGAAAGAGGAUUUUCCAUUCUUCAGGCAAUUAUGGAAGCCGCCGUGCAAAACAAUUGGCAAGUGACAGCCCGAUCAGUGGGAAGCAUAAAAGACAUUCAGGAGUUCAAGGCAAUCAUUGAGGAGAUGGACAAGCGGCAGGAGAAACGAUACUUGAUCGACUGCGAGGUCGAAAGGAUAAACACCAUUUUAGAGCAGGUUGUAACCCUUAGUAAACAUUCCAGAAGUUAUCACUACAUGCUUGCUAAUCUGGGUUUUACAGAUAUUUCACUGGAAAGAGUGGUACAAGGAGGUGCCAAUGUAACUGGAUUUCAGAUCAUUAAUAACGACAAUCCAAUGGUCCAGCAGUUUAUGCAGCGCUGGGUGAGGCUUGAUGAAAGAGAAUUCCCAGAAGCCAAAAAUUCUCCAUUAAAGUAUACAUCUGCGCUGACCCAUGAUGCCAUACUAGUCAUAGCAGAAGCGUUCCGGUACCUCCGAAGACAGCGCGUUGACGUCUCCCGGAGAGGCAGUGCUGGGGAUUGCUUAGCAAACCCCGCGGUGCCUUGGAGCCAGGGGAUUGAUAUCGAAAGAGCACUGAAAAUGGUGCAAGUGCAAGGAAUGACAGGAAACAUCCAAUUUGACACCUAUGGACGUAGAACUAAUUAUACAAUUGACGUAUACGAAAUGAGACCUGGAGGGCCACGGAAGGCUGGUUACUGGAAUGAAUAUGAGAGGUUUGUGCCGGCACUAGACCACACAGUCUCCAAUGACACUUCUUCUGUUGAGAACAGGACCAUUGUAGUCACCACCAUCCUCGAAGCACCCUAUGUGAUGCGCAAGCAGACUCCUGACCAAAAAGAAGGAAAUGAGAAAUACGAAGGCUACUGUGUUGAUCUAGCUUAUGAAAUAGCAAAGCAUGUUGGGAUAAAAUAUGAACUGUCCAUUGUUCCUGAUGGGAAAUACGGAGCGAGAGAUCCUGACACUAAAAUGUGGAAUGGCAUGGUGGGUGAGCUGGUCUACGGGAGAGCAGACAUUGCUGUUGCCCCACUGACUAUCACCUUGGUCCGAGAAGAGGUCAUAGACUUUUCCAAGCCCUUCAUGAGCCUGGGCAUCUCAAUCAUGAUCAAGAAGCCCCAGAAGUCUAAACCGGGGGUCUUUUCCUUCCUGGAUCCUUUGGCCUAUGAAAUUUGGAUGUGUAUCGUCUUUGCUUACAUUGGUGUCAGCGUGGUUCUGUUCCUGGUCAGCAGAUUCAGCCCUUACGAGUGGCAUUUGGAAGACAACCAGGAGGAGCCACGAGACCCUCAGAACCCUCCUGACCCUCCCAAUGAGUUUGGAAUAUUUAACAGCCUUUGGUUUUCCCUGGGUGCCUUUAUGCAGCAAGGAUGCGAUAUUUCUCCAAGAUCUCUCUCAGGGCGAAUUGUCGGAGGCGUCUGGUGGUUCUUUACCCUCAUCAUUAUCUCUUCCUACACUGCCAACCUUGCUGCCUUCCUUACGGUGGAAAGGAUGGUGUCUCCCAUAGAAAGUGCCGAAGACUUGGCUAAGCAGACCGAAAUAGCCUAUGGAACUUUGGAUUCAGGUUCAACCAAAGAAUUUUUUAGAAGAUCCAAAAUAGCUGUCUAUGAGAAAAUGUGGUCGUACAUGAAGUCGGCAGAGCCGUCUGUGUUUGCCAAAACGACAGCGGACGGGGUAGCCCGCGUGAGGAAAUCAAAGGGGAAGUUUGCCUUCCUGCUCGAAUCGACCAUGAAUGAGUACAUUGAACAACGAAAGCCCUGUGACACAAUGAAAGUUGGUGGGAACCUGGAUUCCAAAGGCUAUGGUGUAGCAACUCCCAAAGGCUCAGCAUUAAGAACUCCUGUAAACCUUGCAGUAUUGAAACUCAGUGAACAAGGCAUCUUAGACAAGCUGAAAAACAAAUGGUGGUACGAUAAGGGUGAAUGUGGCGCCAAGGACUCGGGAAGUAAGGACAAGACAAGCGCUCUGAGCCUGAGUAAUGUUGCUGGGGUUUUCUAUAUUCUGGUCGGAGGUCUCGGCCUUGCCAUGACGGUGGCCUUGAUAGAGUUCUGUUACAAGUCUCGGGCCGAGUCCAAACGAAUGAAACUCACAAAGAACACACAAACCUUUAAGCCUGCUCCUCCACCCAAUACCCAGAAUUAUGCUACGUACAGAGAAGGCUACAACGUGUAUGGAACAGAAAGUGUUAAGAUCUAGUGAUUCCGCACUUGCAAUGGCAUGCAAAGGGAGAAGUGACCGAGAUCCCGGCGACUUCACCGAUCCUGACCACCUGAGCCAAUUGUACUCCCUCCUUAGGUGUCGGGCCUGACACAUUAUUGACGAUGGUGCAAUGAACUCUUCAUAGGAAUUUUUCUUUUUCCUUCAGUGCCUUACAGGAAAUCCUUAAGACUCAAAAACAAUGCAAACCAUCAAAAAUAGUCUUGCUUUGCUUGAAAACAGAACAACAACUAUAACUACAAGGACUGAUAAGACAAUAUUCUCAUCGUGGAAAGAGAGAGAGAGAGAAAGUAUUCUUGUAAAAAUAAUUUUAACAAAAGUUCAACAGAAGCCAUUCUUUGAUACCACUGCACAGUGUAUAUGGACGUUAAGUCUUUUGACAAGAGACAAAAAGUUUUCAAGUGCCCCAUUUUAUCAAAAUAUUAAGUUGUUCUUAAUAUUAUGCCUCAGAAUACCACUGCUUAUAUUCCUAGAGCAGCCUGUUAACCUAACUCUGUGAUUUCCUGUCACAAUGCAUUGCUCUGUUUCUUCCUUUGUGACAGUAGAGAUUCCUUUUUGCCAUUGCCGCUCUAGAACCUGCCUCGCCUUUUAAGAAAUGCAUAUAUCCACUCCAACAAGUGAAUGUAGAGAGGGGAAAGGGGGAGCCAAAUGUGCCAGCUAAUCAAAAUAAAGCAUUACAGAGAUCAUGCAUCAAUCUGUCAAGGAAGAAGUAAAGUUUGCAAAGUAAAGUUUUCGAGAAGGAAAAAAACACCACAGGGCAGGCCAGAAAUGCACCCUUUCCUCCUCCCCCCCCCCAUCAUCUACAGGUGCUUUCUUUUUUAAAAAAAUGAAUAGCAUCCAAUAGUUUUGAGAAGAAUUCACCAUUUCAUUUCCUGCCAUGUUUUUUUUUUAUUUCUGUGCCAUAUAUCUUUGGAUGUAUGUUGCUGGCAUUUUUCAUUCAGAUUAAAUAUCAAAGGAUUAAAAGUGAGAGAACCGGAGAAUAUAUUCAUCCCCAAGAAUGCAGUCUCAGAAUCCCCAUCUUUUCUUUUAUAAUAAUAAUAAUUUUAAAAAAAUCUAGCACUGUGCUUCAGAUGAUGCUUUGUGGAUCAGCCUCGCUCUGUAAAAAAAAAUAAAAAAAAAUAACACAGGAUGGUACCUCAAAUGAGACCAGUCGGUCCGGCUCGUAACAAAAUGCUCUAGCAUUACUAUUGCUGGUAGUAAUUAUAUACUCAGCUGCUGCCAGUCAUCAUUUCACAAGUACUUUUUUUCUUUUUCAAAGAUACUUAGGUUCAUCUUUAGUUUCAUAAAGGAUAUAGCGCAUCCCAGAAUAUACUGCUUGAGAUACAGAAUCUGCAUUUAUUGCCUUACAGCUUUUUCAGAUGUAGGAUGUGCUCCACCUAAGAAUCUAGCAGGAGUUGACUUAAUGUUGGAAGAGUUCAGGGGCAGAGCACAUAGUUGGUGCAGAGAAGGUCCCAAGUUCAAUCCUUGGCAACUCUAAAUUAAAAGAAAAAAAAAGACCUCAGGUAACAGGGUGCAGUAUUAAGACCUCUGAGUCUGGAAUCUUGGAGAACUUUUUGCCAGUCAGAGUAGGCAUCCUUGGCAAGGUAGACCAAUGGUCUGAUUUGUUAUGAAGCAGCAUCAUAUGUUCAUAGCUGCAUCUUUUUCUAAAAAAAAUAGUCAUUUACCCGAUAGAUAAAAUACCCGAUAAAGAAGUCAUCUACAUACUAAUUACCUCUAAUAUGACAAUAUGUGCAAUUGGUAGUUCAGCAAGGGUUUCAUUUCAUAUUUAACA
Messenger RNA from Rhineura floridana, 4924 nucleotides. It is a transcript of the gene GRIA3, whose product is annotated as glutamate ionotropic receptor AMPA type subunit 3. Lineage: Eukaryota; Metazoa; Chordata; Lepidosauria; Squamata; Rhineuridae. Bases 466 to 3132 code for a protein of 888 amino acids. The transcript has 16 exons. Gene Ontology annotation, molecular function: transmitter-gated monoatomic ion channel activity involved in regulation of postsynaptic membrane potential; AMPA glutamate receptor activity. Gene Ontology annotation, biological process: monoatomic ion transport; synaptic transmission, glutamatergic; modulation of chemical synaptic transmission. The record is from RefSeq and is a predicted model, not a curated record. Gene Ontology annotation, cellular component: postsynaptic membrane; dendritic spine; plasma membrane.